This is a messenger RNA of Penaeus vannamei (Pacific white shrimp), 1698 nucleotides long. NCBI's taxonomy places the organism in Eukaryota, Metazoa, Arthropoda, Malacostraca, Decapoda, Penaeidae. The record is from RefSeq and is a predicted model, not a curated record.
AUGUUGUUUACAUUGCAACCAUCCCCGCACCGUCCCCGCACGACUACCAGACAGCCAAACCGUCCCCGCCACACACGACUACCAGACAACCAAACCGUCCCCGCACACACGACAGACAGCCAGACCGUCCCGCCACACACGACUACCAGACCGUCCCCCGCACACACGACUACCAGACACCAAAACCGUCCCCGCCACACACGACUACAACACGACUACCGUCCCCGCCACACCGACUCGCCCGCCACACACGACUACCAGACAGCCAAACCGUCCCCGCCACACACGACUACCAGACAACCAGACCGUCCCCGCCACACACGACUACCAGACAGCCAAACCGUCCCCGCCACACACGACUACCAGACAGCCAAACCGUCCCCGCCACACACGACUACCAGACAACCAGACCGACCCCGCACACACGACUACCAGACAACCAGACCGUCCCCGCCACACACGACUACCAGACAACCAGACCGUCCCGCCACACACGACUACCAGACCCAAACCGUCCCCGCCACACACGACUACCAGACAACCACACCGUCCCCGCCACACGCGACUACCAGACAACCAAACCGUCCCCGCCACACACGACUACCAGACAGCCAAACCGUCCGCCACACACACGACUACCAGACAACCAAACCGUCCCCGCCACACACGACUACCAGACAACCAGACCGUCCCCGCCACACACGACUACCAGACGACAAAACCGUCCCCGCCACACACGACUACCAGACAACCAGACCGUCCCCGCCACACACGACUACCAGACAACCAAACCGUCCCCGCCACACACGACUACCAGACAACCAAACCGUCCCCGCCACACACGACUACCAGACAACCAGACCGUCCCGCCACACACGACUACCAGACACCCAAACCGUCCCCGCCACACACGACUACCAGACCUCCCCGACACACGACAACCAGACCGUCCCCGCCACACACGACUACCAGACAACCAACCGUCCCCGCCACACACGACUACCAGACAACCAACCGUCCCCGCCACACACGACUACCAGACAAUACCGUCCCGCCACACACGACUACCAGACACCAGACCGUCCCCGCCACAAACGACUACAGACAGCCAAACCGUCCCGCCACACACAACUACCAGACACCAAACCGUCCCCGCCACACACGACUACCAGACCGCCACACACGACUACCAGACAACCAAACCGUCCCCGCCACACACGACUACCAGACAACCAGACCGUCCCCGCCACACACGACUACCAGACAACCAGACCGUCCCCGCCACACACGACUUACCAGACAACCAAAACCGUCCCCGCCACACACGACUACCAGACAACCAACCGUCCCCGCCACACACGACUACAGACAACCAAACCGUCCCCGCCACACACGACUACCAGACAACCAAACCGUCCCCGCACACACGACUACCAGACAGCCAAGACCGUCCCCGCCACACACGACUACCAGCAACCAGACCGUCCCGCCACACACGACCACAACCAGACCGUCCCCGCCACACACGACUACCAGACAACCAGACCGUCCCCGCCACACACGACUACCAGACAGCCAGACCGUUACCAAAACCGCGUAACAGGCGUAAAAUAUUUACGAGAUAAGCACACUGUGUUGCAGCGCCUUGCAGGGGCGGGAAGGGUCAAAAAGUCCAUCUAUCCCACACUCUCGGCGUGA